UCAGAUUCUCGCUCUUGAUUUGAUUCUUGUUGAGUCCGAGCUUCCGUUCUGCAGAAAUAGUGCAUGGGACCGGGGACACGAGCCCUAAGGCUCCUGGUUCUCUUGCCGAGGCAUAUUAAUAACAUUGAUGUGUGGCCAAUUAGGGGAAGGAGCCAGGUCCAGCCCCUCAUGUCUAUGCUCUAGUGAUUUAUCGACAGUAAUUACUGAGGCACUUAAUGGUUAGUUUGGAUGGGAAUUAAUUCUUGGCUGGAUAAAUAAUACAUUAAGGUUUAUUUAGUCGAAUGCAAGACAUCCCUUCCAAGGCCAGUUGUGAAAGUGGAGAGAAGUGAACCUCACCGGGGAAGCCGGGCUCUGGGAAGCUACAGCCAGUAGGACGGGAUAUGUCACGAUGAGAUGCAACAGGGGGAGAGGCAACAAGCCAGGAGGUUGACAGCAUGCUCAGGACUGUAAGAAAGGACACGCUGGAAACAGGAAUAUGUUGAGUCCUAAGAUAAGACAGGCAAGAAGAGCCCGGUCAAAAAGUCUAGUGAUGGGAGAGCAAAGUGGACCUCCUGCCAGGCCAGCUUCCCCCAACCUGUCGGAUCGGGCACUGAAGUCGGGCUGGCUAAAGAAACAGAGAAGUAUAAUGAAGAACUGGCAACAACGCUGGUUUGUGUUACGUGGGGACCAGCUGUUUUAUUACAAGGAUGAGGAAGAAACCAAACCACAGGGAUUUAUUCCACUCCAAGGGAACCAGGUGACUGAGCUCCUUCCCAAUCCUGAGGAACCAGGGAAGCACCUCUUUGAGAUUGCCCCAGGUGGUUCAGGGGACCGGGAGAAGAUGCCUGUCAAUCAUGAAGCUUUCCUUCUUAUGGCUAACUCCCAGAACGACAUGGAAGAUUGGGUGAAAGCCAUCCGGCGGGUCAUAUGGGCUCCAUUUGGUGGAGGUAUUACACAUAGCUCCCAUGCUCCUAAAUUAAAACUGUUGCCUCAAGGGAUCUUUGGGCAGCGUCUGGAAGAUACCGUGCAACAUGAGAGGAAGUAUGGCAAUCGCCUGGCCCCACUGCUGGUGGAACAAUGUGUGGAUUUCAUCCGGGAGCGGGGACUCACGGAGGAAGGACUCUUCCGAAUGCCUGGUCAGGCCAACUUGGUCAAGGAUUUACAGGAUUCAUUUGAUUGUGGAGAGAAACCACUGUUUGACAGCACAACUGAUGUCCAUACGGUCGCUUCCUUAUUGAAACUCUAUCUCCGGGAGCUGCCUGAGCCUGUCAUCCCCUUUGCCAAAUAUGAAGAUUUCCUCUCCUGUGCUCAGCUGCUCUCCAAGGAUGAGAGUGAGGGCACUCUGGAGUUGGCUAAGCAGGUGAAAAAUCUUCCUCAGGCAAAUUAUAACCUUCUCAAGUACAUAUGCAAGUUUUUGGAUGAAGUUCAGGCUCACUCGAAUAUAAACAAGAUGAGUGUCCAGAACCUUGCUACAGUGUUUGGGCCAAAUAUCUUACGUCCCAAAAAAGAAGAUCCAGUGACAAUCAUGGAAGGCACAUCUCUUGUCCAGCAUCUCAUGACAAUCCUGAUUAGUAAACACAGCCAGCUCUUCAGCGCUGCCCACAGCGAUGCCCCCAGUGAUGCCCCCAGCGAUGCUCCAGCCCCCAAGCCAGAAGUCAAGUCCACUGCUCCACGUAGUGCAGCAGAAUGGAUCUUGGAGGAGCAUGUGGAGGAAGGCUGGAAAGAGACCAACCCCUCUGGUCUCACUGAUGGGCCUUCUAAGAGGACUGCUUCCCUGGACAGUGCCACCGUAGGGACCCUUCCCAAGCCUACCCAGGAGCGGAUCAGUCGGCGUACACAGACUUGCCCUAACAAAACUGCCACCAGUCCCAGUAAGAAGGUCCAAACUCUGCCCAACUGGAAGUACUCCUUCCGGCAACCAGGGGCCAAGUCAGGGAGUCCAAAGCUAGUUAGCUCUUCCUUGGACAUCAACAGCCUUCCCAGCAGUGGAAACUGGCUCAUGAAUGGGUUGUCCUCCCUUCGUGGUCACCGUCGGACCUCAUCUGGCGACAGGGCUAAAGACUCUAGCUUACCCCAGAGACUCUCCACGUAUGACAACGUGCCUUCAGGCAGUCCUUCCACAAGCGCACACAGUGUGGCCAGCAUGGCGUGGUCCACCUCUUCUUGUGAGAUCUCGGUGGUAGACUCAGUCAGCAACUGCCCAGUCUGCCAUGCCAGCGGCUCGUCACCCUGCAGCUCGGCCCGCUUUGAGUGGCCACCUCAAGGCUCCCCAAGCGCCAGCAGUGACAUCAGGCCAGCAGAACUGGGGGACAGUACUGAGAGGCUGGCAGUCUGUGUCAGCACUCUGAACGGCAGCGGCAGCGAGGGGAACAAUUACAACAGCAUGUCCAGGGACUCUGCCCAGUGCUCCCACGCCCUGCAGAGCCUGGUCACAGAGCUCAAGGCAGAACUGAGCAAACAAAGAACUGAAUAUGAAACUAGUUUAAGAAGAAUUGAGGAAGCCAGUUCCGGCUUAAAGAAACAGAUGGCACGGUUAGAAGAAGAUUUAGACCAAGAGAGGAAGAAAUUUACAAUGCUGGAAAUAAGAUUGAGAAACUCAGAGCGGGCUCGUGAGGAUGCUGAGAAAAGAAAUCAGCUUCUACAGAAGGAAAUGGAAGAGUUCUUUUCCACCCUGGGCACCUUAACUCUUGGGUCAAGAGGCACAAAGGUUCCAAAGUAAAAGCAACUAAAAAAAAAUCCAGUUUAAUUCUGCAUUUUGUUUGAUCUGGUUUCUUGUUCCUACAGAGCUGCUGUCCUAGGUAUUUGAUUGUCCGCUCAUGCAUCAUGAGUAAUACUGAAGGAAUCCCAUACUCCCUUGCUGUUGUUGUCCUGGUUUCUGUAGCGCUAUAUAUUGUAUCAGGGCUAUCAGGGAAAUUAAAGGACCAUUGAAGACCAUGCUUGAAAGUUAGAGGUAAAUAUUGCUAUUUCCAAGGGGCAGGAGGUGCUCCCCCUUUCCGGGGUCCCAGGGACCAUCAUAUGCCAUUCUAAUGACUGCAAGAUUUGAACUUGUUCUACUGCACCUUUACCAGGCUGGAGACCAGGGUUCUACACAAUGGCCUGAAGGAUGUCCAAGGGGAAAGCCUCUGAUUGCAUUCCCCAGGCAGCCAGGAAGGCAGUCAGUCCCUUCAACUCUUCUGUCAUGGUUGCACAUGCUUCCUGUAUUGAAUGAAGUGGGACAUGGAUAAUUUGCAUUCUUUAUUAAAUUUGCUUUAAAAAUG
This is a messenger RNA of Dromiciops gliroides (monito del monte), 3236 nucleotides long. RefSeq names its product Rho GTPase activating protein 22 (gene ARHGAP22). Gene Ontology annotation, cellular component: focal adhesion. Lineage: Eukaryota; Metazoa; Chordata; Mammalia; Microbiotheria; Microbiotheriidae. The record is from RefSeq and is a predicted model, not a curated record. Gene Ontology annotation, biological process: activation of GTPase activity; signal transduction. The transcript is spliced from 10 exons. The coding region runs from base 476 to 2698 and encodes 740 amino acids. Gene Ontology annotation, molecular function: GTPase activator activity.